AUGGCACAACAGAACAAUUCGAGAAAUUCAGCAAAGAUCUCUUCGAAUCGUCGUAAUCGUACAGAUAAAAUUACAAAGCUUGAACAGCUUUCACCAGAAAUUUUCUACGAAAUUUUCGAUUAUCUAACAGGUAGUCAAAUUUAUAUUUCCUUUUUUCGUCUCAAUAGUCGUAUCAAUGAACUUGUCUACAAUACACCUAAUGUUCAUUUGGAUUUAUCACAAACACGAACAAAAUUUUAUCACAGUUUUCAACAAAUAUUUUGCUCACAAAAUAUCGUUUCAGUUGUUUUAGACUGUGAUAUUGACAACUUAUUAAAAAGAUUAUUCAGUACAACUGGCGGAAUAAGAAAUCCGUAA
Rotaria socialis is the source of this 357-nucleotide messenger RNA. NCBI's taxonomy places the organism in Eukaryota, Metazoa, Rotifera, Eurotatoria, Philodinida, Philodinidae. The record is from the annotation of a GenBank genome assembly.